Molecule: messenger RNA, 1146 nt
Organism: Sordaria macrospora k-hell
Lineage: Eukaryota; Fungi; Ascomycota; Sordariomycetes; Sordariales; Sordariaceae
Biological process (GO): ubiquitin-dependent protein catabolic process
Cellular component (GO): proteasome regulatory particle, lid subcomplex; cytosol; nucleus
Molecular function (GO): structural molecule activity
Source: RefSeq, a predicted model, not a curated record
AUGAACGUCGACACCAUCUCCGAUUUCCUUGCCGAACAGCGCGACCAGGCGCCCGAAGAACUUCAGCCCCUCGUCCUCGAAUUCGAGACACUAUGGGAGCGCAAGCUGUGGCAUCAGCUCACCAACCUGCUCCUUGAGUUCUUCAACCACCCCGGCAGUGCCCCGCAGAGGCUACAGUUCUACAAGGUCUUCAUUCUCAAGUUCGCCGACAAGAUCAACCAGCUCAAGCUCGUCGAUCUUGCUCUCAAGGCCGCCACACAAUGUAGAGACAACCAGGAGCGCCUCUCCUUUUUGGAAGCCGUCGUCAAGAAAGUCGACCACGAAGACUCCCAAGAUGCAUAUGUAUUCGCCACGAUCGCUGUUGCCCGCGUGAAGCUCGACCUCUCGGAUCUCGACGGCGCACGCAAGGACCUGGACACGGCCGAGCGAAUCCUCGACAACUUCGACUCGGUUGAGUCGGUCGUUCACGCCGCCUUCUACGACACCAACGCCAACUACUUCCAAGCCAAGUCCGACUCGGGCUCCUACUAUAAGAACGCGCUCCUCUACCUCGCCUGCAUCGACGUCAAGUCGCUCUCGGUCGAGGAGCAGCGCCAGCGCGCCUACAACCUGGCCAUCGCGGCCCUCGUCAGCUCGAGCAUCUACAACUUCGGCGAGCUCCUGCUGCACCCGAUCCUCGACGCCCUCACCAUCGACGACCGGCACAAGUGGCUGCACCGGCUCCUCUUCGCCUUCAACCGCGGCGACCUGGCCGCGUACGAUCUCCUGGCCAGCCACAUCAGCUCGGACCCGCUGCUGGCGCAGCACACGCGCCAGCUGCGCGAGAAGAUCUACUUGGCGGCGCUGACCGAGGCCGUCUUCCGCCGCCCGCCCCACGACCGCGCCAUGUCCUUCUCCACGAUCGCGAACGAGACAAAGGUACACCCCGACGAGAUCGAGCACCUGAUCAUGAAGGCGCUGAGCUUGGAUCUGCUGCGGGGAACGAUCGACCAGGUCGACGAGGUGGCCCACAUCAACUGGGUGCAGCCCAAGGUGCUGGACAUGAAGCAGAUCGAGAACAUGAGGCAACGGCUGCAAGAGUGGGAUUCCAGCGUUGACAAGCUAGGUAACUGGAUCGAGGGCGUGGGCCAGGAUGUCUGGGCUUAG